Molecule: messenger RNA, 489 nt
Organism: Stegodyphus dumicola
Lineage: Eukaryota; Metazoa; Arthropoda; Arachnida; Araneae; Eresidae
Source: RefSeq, a predicted model, not a curated record
CACGCUUUUUGAAAAAAACAAGAAAUUCUCUUCGUAUCUGCGAAAAUGGCUUCAAGAAACAGUAAACGUUCUUUGGAACCCUUUUUUGAUCAAUGUGAGGAUUCCGAUGUAUCUGUAAGAGAUUCUAAUGAUCAAUGUGAGGAUUUCCAUGCGCUUUUAAGAGAUUCUGAUGAUGAGUGCCUGAGUGAAACAUCUCAAAUAUUCAUCGAAAAUCCUAUUGACGGCAUUGAAAAUUAUUUUAGUGAUUCAGGAGAUGAACUCUUAAGUGAAACUUCGCAGAUAUUUUUGGAGAAUCCUUUGGUUUUGCCUCUUUACUAUCAAGUAGGCUCGGGAUAUGAGACUCAACCUUCUGCUCCAUCUAAAGGACCUGCAUAUGUGGAACAUGACAUUUCAGUAAAUAUGGAAAAUGCUAUUAUACUCAAAGAGAAGGCACGGCGUCGUAACCGAAAGUAUCAAGGCGAGGAAAAUAACCUUCCAGGCACGUGUUGA